CCACGAAUGGCCAUAUCAGUCGAGCUGUUCGCCUUCUAUCGCUCUUUUUUUGAGCAUUCUUGUGACGCCGUCAACGCACUUGCAUCCACACUCAAUACUCACUACAUCCGACGAGGAUACCGAAUAACAAAUGCAAAGGUAUGUGGCCGACUUCGCAUGCUUGUUCAGCUACUCACAUGA
Suillus fuscotomentosus is the source of this 180-nucleotide messenger RNA. RefSeq lists its product as uncharacterized. The transcript has a single exon. The annotation marks the transcript as partial. NCBI's taxonomy places the organism in Eukaryota, Fungi, Basidiomycota, Agaricomycetes, Boletales, Suillaceae. The record is from RefSeq and is a predicted model, not a curated record.